Molecule: messenger RNA, 1054 nt
Organism: Larimichthys crocea (large yellow croaker)
Lineage: Eukaryota; Metazoa; Chordata; Actinopteri; Sciaenidae
Gene: tpt1
Product: tumor protein, translationally-controlled 1
Exons: 6
Coding region: 130-642 (170 amino acids)
Cellular component (GO): cytoplasm
Molecular function (GO): calcium ion binding
Source: RefSeq, a predicted model, not a curated record
CCCCGCGGUGACGUCAGCAGGACGUAAAUGCAGCGCCUCGCGGCCGCCUCGCUCUUUUCCCUCUCCCGUUCAGUUGGAGCGGUUAGGCCUGUCCUCUGUCCGCGAGACAUCUGACACCAAAGCGCCAACAUGAUCAUCUACAAGUGUGUCAUCACCCAGGAUGAGAUGUUCUCGGACAUCUACAAGAUCACAGAGUCGAAAGACGGGAUGUUCUAUGAAGUGGAAGGAAGGAUGACCACCAGGACAGAGAAGAUUGACGACUCUUUGCUUGGGGCCAACGCUUCGGCUGACGAGGUUGCCGAGGGCCUCGAUGACUCAACAGUCAGCGGAGUGGACAUCGUCCUCAACCACAAACUGCAGGAGACGUGCUACAACAAGAAGUCAUACCUGGUGGACAUCAAAGCCUACACUAAGGCGAUUAAGGCCUGGCUGGAGAAGAACAACCCCGGGAGAGUGGAUCAGUUCAUGAAAGACGCCCCAGCAGCUGUUAAGAGUAUCGUGAGCAAGAUCGACGAUUUAAGGUUUUUCACAGGCGAGAGCAUGAACGCCGAGGGUAUGGUUGGUCUGCUGGACUUCCGUGAGGACGGUAUCACGCCAUUCAUGAUUUUCUUCAAAGAUGGUCUGGAGGAGGAGAAAUGUUAACUACCUGGAAACUACACCUGCUUUUCAAUUGGCUGCUGCUUCCCAAAAGGCCCCACGAGCAGACUGACGGAGCACUAUUUUGCAUCAUGCCUCAACGGAAACAUUCUUGUACAAUUUCUUUAUAUAUUCACAUUAAUGGACCACAGCAACAUCUCCAACGCUGGAAGAAUCGAAUAUGAUUGGUCACUGAAAACAGUUUUUAACUCUUUUCUUUUUGUUGGAUUUUUUUUUUUUUUCUUUGGCCCGAGUUUUUGUGAUUGGAAAAUUAAAGCAGGACAGUGAAGUGUUUUAGCAAUGAUCCAAGAAGUUUACAACCUCCGACCUCUUUGUGUUCAUGGUUAAAUAAGAUUCCAUCAGUGACGAAAAGAUCUCUGGUUAAUCUGAAAAUAAAGUCGAGUACCAUCACUUUGAA